Molecule: messenger RNA, 2684 nt
Organism: Pelecanus crispus (Dalmatian pelican)
Lineage: Eukaryota; Metazoa; Chordata; Aves; Pelecaniformes; Pelecanidae
Source: RefSeq, a predicted model, not a curated record
CAUCCCCUUCACUAUUCAGCGACUCUGUGAGUUGCUGACAGAUCCUAGGAGGAAUUACACAGGAACAGACAAAUUUCUAAGAGGUGUGGAAAAGAAUGUCAUGGUUGUCAGCUGUGUAUAUCCAUCUUCAGAGAAAAAUAAUUCCAAUAGUUUAAAUCGGAUGAAUGGUGUUAUGUUCCCAGGAAAUUCACCAGGGUACUCGGACAGAUCUAAUGUAAAUGGUCCUGGAACUCCCAGACCAGUAAAUCGACCGAAGGUUUCUUUGUCAACUCCUAUGACAACAAACGGUUUGCCAGACAGCACGGAACAUAAAGAAUCAAGCUUGCAGCAGACAGAAGAUAAAAAACACAGUGAAUCACCAGCAUCUGAAUCGGAAGGUACUCAGAGCAGCCCGGUAAAAAAUAAGCACUCUGAAGAUGAUCCUGCAGAAGCAGAAGGACGUGAGGUAAAAAGACUUAAAUUUGACAAGGAAGGGGAAGCCAGAGAUGCACCUAACCAAACUGCCUCCAGUGAAGUCUCUCUAGGCAUGGGGGAAGACACAGAAACAUCCUCUACAUCUCAGGAUAAAGAAAAAGAUGCUACUUGUGCCAGACAGCACUGUACAGAGGAAGAAGAGGAAGAGUCCUUCAUGUCUCCCAGAAAUGCUGGUCCAGACAGAAAAGAGCAAGAAAAAGACACUGAAUCCUCAACUGUGAAUGAAGACACCUCUGAGGAGAACAAUCAAAUGGAGGAGUCUGAUCAGUCUCAAGCAGAGAAGGAUUUACACUCAGAUGACAGUGAAAUUAGUGGAUCUGCCAGUAGUGGAGCUGACUGCAGUGAAACUGAAGAGUUAGGGUCCUAUGCUAGUGAAACUCCAGAAAUUUCAUCAGAGACCCCUAUGGAAAACAGCGAUGAAGCCACAGAAGCUGCAGAUGAACCUAUGGAGCAAGACUAAUUUAAAUACACUUAGAUGCAGUAUUUUCCAUAAGGCUCCGGUUUUACACUGUAUAAAUAAUUUUAUGUAAUAAAGUGGACCUUUAGUUUUACAAAAAGCAGCAGGUUGUAAAAUAAACUUCUUCAUGGAUUGAACCUUGAAAGAGUUGUACAUGAUAAGAACUGUGAAUACCAGCUCCUUCAGGUCCUGCUUACCGCUGAACUUUCGUUUGGUCAAAUCAGUGGUUUGUGUAUAGUUUUUUUUAUUUAGAAUAAAAGUUUUUAAACUGGAAGGUAAUUAUAAUUUUGACAACUUUUUUGGAGAUUACCACACCUAGUUGUAUGUAAGCAAGGAAGCUUUUUGUCUUGUCUCUUUCUGACAGCUAUAGCAGUUACUUCAUAUUUUGGUUACAGUUUCAACAUUUGACAUGUGAAAUAUGGGGUUUCAUGCUGGUUUCCAGAUUUUUAUUUGAAUACACACUAUGAAACCUUAUGUUGUGUGUUUUUAAAAUGUGUUACAUUUCACACACACAUAUAUGCACGCAUGCACACGUAUGUGUACCCUCACUGUUCUAAGGGGGAAAUGGUAUAUUUUUCUGUUUCUAUAAAAGAUAAACACAGCAAAUACUUUUUCUAUAGGAAAAGACUGCGUUCACCUCUCAAGGCACUUUGUUUUGCCUCUGGAAAACAAACCAAAUGAAAUCUGGCCCAUAUGAAACCCUGGAAGUACUGACGUUGUUGAAAACACCAGAGUAAACACAUUCCAAGAGAACUGUUCAGAUUACAACACUUUUGUAUACUUCUGAGGUGCCUGAGUGAAAGGAUUUCAUUUAUUUAUGAGAAAAUGUGCUUUAUGUUGAGAACGCUGUAAUCAAAAUGUUAGCUUAAACUUUUGUAGAAGAAAUGUUUGAAAAUAUGAUAAGAAAAUAUCUUGGAAGAAAUGAACAGGUACUUGCCUUUUUGAGUGCUUCUUGGAGCAUUGUGAAUAUUGUAGAGAAGUCUCAAUUAUUCUAAGGUGUGUGCAGAUGGCAUCGGUAUGAUCACACCACUGUAUUGGAAGAAUUAAUAUAUGACCGUAGUUAUGUACCUGAGCUAAACAACUAAAAGGUUUAGGGGUGCAUAGAAAUCACCAUGAUUUGUAUAACAUUUUGGAAGUGAACUAAAUAUUUUUGAACAUGCUACUUUGACAGCCAGUGUUACUUUUUUUUUUUCCAAACCAGCUCAAAGCACAAACUACUGCUUUAAACUCUCAAAUAUUUUCCAGUUCCCAUAUUUAAAGACAUGCAAGCUGCAACCUCCCAGUCACAAUUACUGGCUGCCAAGUUUAUACCUGUUUCUUCAACUGUACCUUUUUGAUAUUUAGAAUUUUUAAAUUUCUGUAAAGUAGAUUUUUGUAGAUUGUAAUGAGUGCUCACUGCCAUUGUGAAACGGUAUAUAAUUGUAUAAUUUCUGUGUGUAAACUGAAUGCUUGGGCUUUCAAUACAGUAUUCAUAUAAAGCAAUAAAUAUUAAUGUUAUGAAAUAUCUGAGUACAUUUUUAUCAGAAUUGUCCCUCUUUUGGUUUUAAGUUCACAUACCUGAAGUACAAAAAUGACCUCUAAAAUGCAUGCAGAUAGUUUCUUGUACUACAUGGUAUGCUUUGUAUCAUUUCGGGGAAAUCUAGGUUUUGAUUAAUGCUGGAAUAAUUUGGCUCAGUUGGAAUAUUUAUUAAGUUAUUUCUUGCUGAUGUUGCCUAUCAAGUUCUAAGCAGACAGGAUUCAGGGAGAUGCUUGC